AUGACUUUAGGGGAGGAACUUGGGAAAAAAUGGCUUGACGUGCUGGCGGAAGAUUUUGAAGACACGAUGCCAACCUUUAUCGACAGUGACGAGGAAGAAGAAGAAGAGACGUGGAACGAAUGGCAAGAAGACAACACGGAAGAAACAGGAGAAACCGUAAUUUGUUUGUUCUGCGAUUCGUGCUUUGAAGAAGGCAACAGUCUUCUAAGCCAUUUAAAGGAAACGCAUCACUUCGAUUUGCGACAAGUCAUCAAAGAUAACAAAAUGGGGUUCUAUGACCGAGUCAAGUUCAUUAAUUUCGUGAGAAAAAUGUCUCAUAACUGCGUGUGCUUCUCGUGUGGGAAAGACGAUUUGCAUUCGUGGGUAGCUCUGCGAAAACAUCUGUCUGAGAGCGACGCGCAUCACUUUGCAAAGAUUCCCGAUCGUUCGCAGUGGGACAAAGAAGAGUUUCUGGUGCCAACGUACGAGAACGACAAUCUGUUGUGUUUCUUGGACGACAUGGAGGAACAUCGGGGCGAUAGCUCCAGCGGUAAGAAUAACGCGUGGCAGGAGAAGAGUAACGAACCAGAGACAGUUGCCGUGGCCAAUGUCAUUUCCGAAGAUCCGCCGGAUCUCAGUAACAGUUUGCUCAAAGAUCCCGCCGUACUGGAAGAGCUGCAGUAA
Molecule: messenger RNA, 663 nt
Organism: Soboliphyme baturini
Lineage: Eukaryota; Metazoa; Nematoda; Enoplea; Dioctophymatida; Soboliphymatidae
Source: the annotation of a GenBank genome assembly